AUGUUGAGCCCUACUUUUGUUCUGUGGGAUGUUGGAUAUCCCUUGUAUACCUACGGCUCCAUCUUCAUCCUUAUCCUACUUCUCUGGCAAGUGAAAAGGAGUCAACAUGGACUGACAUUGAAAUCUAAAAGGAGCUGCUGCCAGCGUCACCGAAAAGUCAGGCAGAGGGCCAGAGAUGCAGCAUCAAGAGCUAGGAGACUUUCCCAGGAAGAAGCUGAGAAGCCGUGGGAGCUGAUCUCAGUCAUGAAAAGCCAGGGCUGGCUUCCCGAGGAGGAGGGUGUGCGGCGGCUCCUGUGCACGGAUCGCUCCUGCCAUGUCUGCAAUUCCGCGGCUCUGGAGAUUCUCCAGCUGCUGGAGGGUGAGCACGUCCAGGUCUCCCCCUCUCCACCAAGGCCACCUCAGGACUCCUCUUGUCUGGAGAUCGUGUCCACAUCCAGUGUGUCCUUGGGACACAGUCUGGAGCGUCACACGGAGCACUCUGGAGAGCUUUCACUGGGACCUGUAAUCCCAGCAGUGGUACAAGUCACAGAGUCAGAAUUCUUAACCCAGUCGGCGGUCCGAUCAGCAAGUGCAGUCAGCAUCCGAGAAUACUGGGCUGACUUUGACUACCUCCAGCUAGAGCAGGAAUGUCAAGUGCCAGCGAUGAUCUUGGCUUCAGAGGCCAUGGCCUCUUCGGGGCUUGAGGAGCCCAGCGUGCCAGAGCAGCUGCAAGAGACGACGGGGCACUUCUCCAACCUUGUCCUGAUCAUGGAAGCAUGGGUGGAGAUGAAGGAGCAUGCCAAAGAUCAAAGCAGCUUGGAAUGUUGA
Molecule: messenger RNA, 807 nt
Organism: Lepus europaeus (European hare)
Lineage: Eukaryota; Metazoa; Chordata; Mammalia; Lagomorpha; Leporidae
Product: protein SPATA31F3-like
Source: RefSeq, a predicted model, not a curated record